Messenger RNA from Xenopus tropicalis (tropical clawed frog), 4386 nucleotides. RefSeq names its product calcium binding and coiled-coil domain 1 (gene calcoco1). Gene Ontology annotation, cellular component: nucleus; cytoplasm. The record is from RefSeq and is a predicted model, not a curated record. The coding region runs from base 565 to 2211 and encodes 548 amino acids. NCBI's taxonomy places the organism in Eukaryota, Metazoa, Chordata, Amphibia, Anura, Pipidae. The transcript is spliced from 17 exons.
CUCUCCCUACAGAUAGACAAGACCUUAAUGGGUAGCCUCGCCUCAUCAUCAUAUGCUGACUAGGACGUUUGGCAGAACACGUGCUACAGCUGGAUCCUAAAGUGCUUUAUCUGAAUGCAGCAUAGCCAACAUCUAGAGGGGGCAGUGGAAGGGCUGAUUGUGGGUGCCCCCUGGAAUUCACACAUGCAAGCUCAGGGUAGCUUCAGGGCCAUUUACAACUUGGUCAGUAAGCCCUAAAGAUCGCACACUCAGUAAAAGGGAAGCAACGCCAUAUAUUGAUGUAUAUACUGAAUUAUUAAGCUGUGUUUUGGACAAGAGUCAAACCUUGAAAAAGUUCCUUACUGAGUGGACGAAAACGUACAUCAGCUUUUACUGCCUGGAGGGGAACCUUAUGUUAUAAAGACACAAAGGAGUAUCUCGGCACUAACCCAGACGAGGCCCGCCUGUCUCCAACAACCCUUGGAGGAGAUAGAAAAAAAUACUAAUGAUGAAAAAAAAAUUGAAGGCUCAUUAGACGGUGGAACAAGAUAUUCCACAUUGCACAGAUGUAAGAAAGUGAAAAUCAUGGACAGUAUAUCCCAACCUCAGCUUCUAUUGGGUGUCAGCUUUCUGAAUGUUGCUCAUACCUAUAUCCCAAACACUAAAGUGGAGUGUCAUUAUACCAUCCCUUUUGGCAUAAAGAGUUCUACCAGAGACUGGAUAGGAAUCUUUAAAGUGGACACUCCAUCCAUACGGGAUUAUGAAACAUUCGUCUGGGCUGUGCCCCCUGAAAGCUCUGGAGAAAGAUCAGCAUCUCAUUGCAGUGUCCAAUUCCAAGCCUAUUAUCUGCCACGCCCUGGAGAGCAGAAAUACUGCUUUCGUUAUGUGGAUCAGCAUGGCAGUAUGAGAGGAUGUAGUGAACCUUUUGUGUUUGGAGAACCACGGCCUAUGGAAGAACUGGUUACCUUGGAAGAUGAAGAUUCCUGUCUGGAUAUGCUCUUAGUUGUCCCAAAGGCCACUUUCCUUCAGAAUCAGCUGGAGGUGGCCCAAAAGGAGAGAAAUGAUCUUAUGAGGGCGAAGCUUGCUUUAGAGGAGGAAGCGAUUUCAAACGACAAAAGAAUCAACCAUCUUGAAGCUGCAUUGGAGACUUCAGAAAAGACAUGUUUCUCUUUGAAACAGCAGUAUGAGGAUCUUGUGAUGAGAGAGCAAAUUGCAAUAGAAGAACAAAACCUCCUCAGCUGUCAGGAGGUGGAGUUACGUGAACGGAUUUUGAAGUUUGAGGUUGAAAUUAAGAGUAUGAAUAAGAAGAUGGAGGAGAGGGAAAGGGAGCUUAAAGGUACAGUUGCAGUAAAGUUAUCUUUAGAGACCGAAAAGGGGGAAUUAAAGCAACGUCUUGCAGAGACAACAGUGGAAAUUGAGCGCUACCAGCUACAAGUGGACACACUACGAGAAAAGCUACGUAGCACUCAGGAUAUGCUUUCUUCAAGCCAGCAGAAAGUGCUGCUGAUGGGGGAGGAGCUGGCAGCAAUGUCUUCGAUUCGAGAUCGCACUAUAUCUGAUCUGCACAAAAGUCGUCUUGAAACAGCCGACCUUGCUAUUAAGGUGUCUGAUUUGAGCCUGAAGUAUAAGGAUGGGAUGGGGCAGUGGUGGCAAGAGAAGACCGCCUUAAAUCACAGCAUGGAGGCCAAGAGGGAUCAGAUUGUGAAUCUGAAAGCAGAAAAACUAAGCCUGGAAAGCAGUCUGCAGGAGGAGAAAAGUCAGAGGCAAACAUUGCAGUGCAAACUUAACCAGGAAUCAGAUGCCAGACAGGUACAGUUAUCCGAGAACAGACGAGAGCUGAGUGAAUUGAAAUCUGCCCUAAAAGUUGCACAGAUGGAGAAGGAGCAACUGAGAGAGGAAAGGCAGGAAAUGCUCCAGUAUGUUCAUAGGCUGGAAGAACGGCUAGACAAGCUGGCUGAUGAGAAAUGGAAAGAAGAAGAGAUACUUAUGGAAGAAACAACAGCAGACCUAAGUCCUCCUACUUCACCAGUGGAUCUUUCUGAUUCAGAUGAUGAAUCUUCAGGGGAUGAGAGAGAAUCUCAGAAGCUUGGAGCAUGUUCCUUUGAUAAAGAGGACAUCUCCUUGGACAUACCGUUGUUUCCAUGUGAGCCUCAGAAGGUGGUGAUAAACCAACCUGCACCGAUUGCUUGUCAACUGCAGCCUCUCCCUGAGGACAAUGUUGAUUCAUGGUAAAAGAGAGGAUGGAAUCCGUGGAAGUAAAUGGAAAGAAGACAUGUUAUGCAAAUAGUGCUGCUCCCCAUGGUGCCAGGGACUGGGGCACUGCAGGAACCCGGGUGCUUAGGAGCCCUCACUGCCUUCUCACACUUAUAUGGCAACAGACACUCACAAGCCUCGGACACCUCAGUCAUGCAAUGAGUAGUCUCUUGUAAGCUUUAAUCAUUACUUUUAUCAGCCCUACUGUAUAGCAGUAUAUUAUAUGGUCUGAAUAUAUUUUAUCUGCCUUUUAGUAUGCAUUCUCAUGGCAUUCAUUAUAUAUAUGAUUUGCUAAUUCCUUGCCUCACAUUUUCUUAUCACUUUACACUAUUAAUGUAAGAAAGAACACAUUCAUAUUCACCAGAUACGUUUUUCUUAGGUUUAGUUCACUGACUACUUUACAUAAUUUAUAAGGGAAGCCUUUAAUGGCCAAUGCAAGCAUAGGAGAACCAUUAAUCUACGCCAAGAACUAGCGACCGCCAUACUUACAGGCACAGGCUUGAAAAAUAUUACAUUAGAUCAAGUGCCCAGAGGGCCUUCAGGGAUUAAGGAAAAAUAGCACCGCUCAUUUUAUUUCUGUUGUUUUUCUAAUAUUUAGAUCUUACAGUUAACAAUAUUUUAGUUUUAAAAGAAGAUAUCACUGAGUAAAGAAAAACAAUGACUCUAAUUUGUCAUCUUUAUGCCUCAGAUGCCCAGAUUGUCAUAAAUGUACAUGAAAGGCACAAAUAUUCACACAUCAACUGCACUUAUUGUCCCAAUUUAAAUGUUUGGGGGAAACAAGUCAAAUUGCCCCUUGAUUUUGCACCUAAUCCUUUUUGGGGACACAAGGGUGCCUCGUGGGUUGCCUAGACUGGAUAGGUGGGCCAGAGCAAUAACAAUAUUAUGAGAGAAUAUAACAAUUUCCACAGUUGCCACAAUUUGUGUGCACUUUGUAACUUGUGCACAUGUGAACAGAAAAAGCACAUCCCAUAGUGGCUCCCUUCUGUCUGGCCCGGACUGUCAUCUGUGGGUUCUGGCAAGAGGGGCUUCUGUAAGACGCCACAGAGGUUUGGGCCUCUGUGUACUUGAAAUGCCAGGGCCCAUUUUGAAUCCCUGUCUGGGCCUGCCUGCUGUGGUUCUCCAGCAACUUCUACAUCCUCUACAGUGUUUAAGGUGAUCCAGUGCGAGGGAGAAAUGGGAAACUCAGAGGGUUUUUUACAUGGAUAUGACAUUUGGUUUGCAUUAUAACAGUUAAGCAGCAAGCACUGUACAGUUUUACAGCAAAAAUGUAUGGUUAUUUUGCUUUUGCUGCUGUUUUAUCUAUAUAUUUGUUUACAGGUGAAUGUUUGUUUUUUGUUUUUUUUUUCAAACACUAAACUACCCCAAGUGACCACCGCUAUGGUUAUAUCACUUAUCCAUUUAUGAUACAAUACUUUAUUAAAUGAAACUCUAAUAACAUUGCCUCUGGAGGUAUUUUUACACUCAGCCUAUGUAAUAAAUUGGAUGAAAAGCUGCCAGUAAGUGAAUUUUGUCUUUUAGUAUCAAAGUCUGGCAAUGCUGCAGAGCUGAGCACAACACAGGCGAGACAGUGUAACAAAUAUGAUGGAUUGCAAAUGAACGCUUAUCUUCACACGUUUAAUUGCAGGCGGUGCAUCAGAAUCAUUUCAUCCUUCGUUAGGAUAUUCUGUUUUCCUCCAGUACAGCACUGCACUUUCAUUCUCUCCUCACAUAACAUAUAUUGUCCUGCUCCAGAUAUGCAAUCUAUCCCAUGCUCCAUCACUGCCCCAUACCACAUAUAAAUCAAGGCCAGAGACAUAACAAUAUUACUACAUGCAAUAUCUUUUCAUUCUGUGCUUUCAGACAUUUUACAAGCUAAUGUACUUAGUGAGACAUUUUGCAAGUGCUAGAGGUACUUAGUAUUUGGCCUUUUGCUCUAUAGCACACCCAGGGCAUUUGUCACCAUUUUUUUAAUGCAGGAUUGACAUUUGUAAUUGAAGCUGUUCAAGAAACCAACAAGCCUGCAAAUAGGCUAAUACUAACAUGUGGAUUUUAAUACUUUCUUGACCUGUUAAGCCCUUUAAAUAGGCUGUUAGUCGCCUUAAAAUGUUCACCUAAUUCUUUACUAGAUUUGCUCACUCUUGAUUGGCAUUAUAAAAUGUUAUUUUUUGCCAUUAA